AAUCGUCUAAACAUAUUUUAAAUUUUUGUCUCGCAGUUUACCUCACCGGUACGGUAUACGUAGACGUACGGCUCUACACAUUGUACAUUAUUAUUAAUAUUAUAGUCAAACGUUGAGUGUCAUAUUGGAAAGUAGAGAAUUCGUUUCACGUACAUGGAAUUUCGAUUUGUUUAUUCAAUAGUACAAUUUGACAUAAAACCGAUUAGCGAAUAAUAAUAUAAUUGUCGUCUUUAAUUACGAGCAAUACCACUGCUAACGAUCGCAUACCAGAAAUAUUGAACCAUUUAAACAUGAGUAAACAAAAGUGUUUUAUUAUUUUAACAUUCAUAAUUGGUAUGGCAACAGCUCAGUCCGGCAGUGAAUGCAAUACUCCAAAUCUUGAAAAAGGUGUUUGUAUCGAUGUAAAGAGCUGUCCAAAGUUACUAAAUCUAAUAGAAAAUCAGAGACACGUACCGUCCGUUUUAGACUUCCUUAGAAAAUCCAUAUGUGGAUUUGAAGGCAAAAUUAGAAAAAUGUGUUGUGCUUUGGAAAGUAAUGAAACAACGGUACCUCCACGUGUAGAAGUAACUACUGAAAACACCGAUUCAGAUUUAAAAUUAAGAAUACCUUUGGAAACUACGUGUGGAAUAAGUAAUGUCACUCGUGUAAAAAUUAUUGGAGGAGAUCCAGCGGAAUUAGGGGCUUGGCCUUGGAUGGUGGCCCUGGGCUAUGUGGGUGUAAACCAAUAUAAUCGUGAAUUACAAUGGAAUUGCGGUGGUACAUUGGUAACAAACAAACACGUGCUUACAGCCGCACAUUGUGUUUUUAGACUGAACAAUAUGAGACUGACUACUGUACGAUUAGGUGACUUGGAUUUGGAUCCUACUGUCAAAGACAAUGCAACGCCAUUAGAUGUUUCAGUUGAACGUAUCAUCAUACAUGAAAGAUAUAACGGAUAUAAUUUUGCCAAUGACAUAGCAUUAUUGAAGUUAAGAAAUAAUGUCACUUUUAACGAUUUAAUACAACCAAUAUGUAUGCCGAUGACUUCGAGUUUUAGAAACUUAGAUAUGUCGAGAAGUUCACUAUUUGUUGCCGGUUGGGGUACCACUAUACCUACGAAAACUUACAGUGCCCCACAAGUAACUGCUUUGAUGGAAGUUCAAGUUCCAAUAACGAAGGCUGAUGAAUGUGCACGAGCAUAUUCAAACAUGUAUCAAGCAGUAAUUGACGACAGAGUGUUAUGUGCUGGAUUUCCAGAGGGAGGAAAAGACUCGUGCAGGGGUGAUUCGGGAGGUCCAUUAAUGUAUCCAAAAGGAAAAGUAUUUUAUUUGAUGGGUAUAGUUUCUUUCGGAACCAAAAAUUGUGGCCAACCAGGAUUCCCAGGCGUGUACACUAAGGUACCUUCAUUCAUGGACUGGAUUAUUGACAAAAUAAAUAAAAACUUACAAUACAAUAUUAUUGUCGCCUUCGAUUACGAGGAAUACCAUUGCUAUAACGAUCGCAUAACAAAAAUAUUGAAUCACUUAAACAUGGGAAAACAAAAGUGUUUUAUUAUUUUAACAUUCAUGAUUGGUAUGGUAACAGCUCAGUUUAGUAAUGAUUGCAAUACUCCAAAUUUUGAAAAAGGUGUUUGUGUCAAUAUUAAGAGCUGUCCAAAGUUACUAACUCUUUUAGAAAAUCAAAGACAUAUACCGCCUGUUUUAGUCUUCCUUAAGAAAUCUUUUUGUGGAUUUGAUGGCACAAACACAAAAGUGUGUUGUGCUUUGGAAAAUAUUUCAACACCGGUACCAUCAAGCGAUACAACUAUUAAGAACACCGGGUCAGAUUUAAGAUCAAAAAUACCUUCGCAAACUACGUGUGGAAUAAGCAACGUCACCCGCAUUCGAAUCAUUGGAGGAAAUCCCUCGGAAUUAGGUGCUUGGCCUUGGAUGGCGGCCUUGGGCUAUCAGGGUUUAAAAAAAAAUAAUCGUGCGGUACAAUGGCGAUGCGGCGGUACACUGGUAACAAACAAACACGUGCUUACAGCCGCACACUGUGUUUAUAAUAUUCAAAAUGCAAAACUGACUACUGUACGAUUAGGUGACUUGGACUUGGAUCCGAAUGUCGAAGACAAUGCAAGGCCAUUAGAUGUUCCAGUUGAAAGUAUCAUCAUACACGAGGAUUAUAACGAAAAUGUGUUAGCCAAUGACAUAGCGUUAUUGAAGUUAAAAAAUAGUGUCACUUUUGACGAUUUAAUACAACCGAUAUGUAUGCCAAUAACUCCAAAAAUUAAAAACGUAGAUAUGUCGAGAAGUUUACCUUUUGUUGCCGGUUGGGGUACCACUCGACCUACGGAUACUUACAGUGCUCCACCCGUAACUACUUUGAUGGAAGUACAAGUUCCAAUAACGAAAUCGGAUGAAUGUGCAAAAGCAUAUUCAGACGAACCAUCUGCAAUAAUUGAUGAUAGAGUGUUAUGUGCUGGAUUUCCAGAGGGAGGAAAAGACUCGUGCAGGGGUGAUUCGGGAGGUCCAUUAAUGUAUCCAAAAGGAAAACAAUACUAUGUAAUGGGUAUAGUAUCUUACGGAUAUAGAAAAUGUGGCGAACCAGGAUUCCCAGGCGUGUACACUAAGGUACCUUCAUUCAUGGAUUGGGUUAUUGACAAAAUUGGUAAAAAUUGAGUUGCAUAAGCGCAUAACUCAUAAAGUCAUAACUUUUUUUAUAAUUUUCACAUUUCCCUGCAUUAUGAAGAUAUUUUUAAAUGAUUAAUUUAUGUAAAUUUUGUAUGUCAAGUUCAUUUUUUAAUUUAUUUUAUUAUAUAAUUUAAUAUUAUUGUCGAAAUUUACAUAAGAGACCCGAUAAAUUAUUUGUAUAAAAUACUUAAAUACCGGAGUUUUUUAUUCAGGCUAAUAUAAGAAAAAUACUGAUAAUUCUUCAACCAGUGCGGUGUCUAAUGGUUUCAAAUUCAAUAAUAUUAAUCUCCGACUUUUUUAUUUAUUUAAUAUAAAAUGCUAGGGCCACCACCCGAUGAACCAUUAUUUCUGUACCCAAUAAAAUGCGUUGUUAAACCUUUUUAAACUAUGUCUUACUUAAAAACAUAUAUGUAUUUACAUACUAUAAUUUUAUACAUAUAAUAGGUAUAAUAAAAAAAAUAUAUAAUAUACUCGUAAUACAUAUAA
Molecule: messenger RNA, 3137 nt
Organism: Rhopalosiphum padi (bird cherry-oat aphid)
Lineage: Eukaryota; Metazoa; Arthropoda; Insecta; Hemiptera; Aphididae
Exons: 16
Coding region: 291-2639 (782 amino acids)
Biological process (GO): proteolysis
Molecular function (GO): serine-type endopeptidase activity
Source: RefSeq, a predicted model, not a curated record